CAGACGGAGGCCAUCGUGUGGAAGCACGCGACCGAGAGCGAGCUGGCCAAGUUGGCGACGCGGCACUCGGUGGACGACUGCAAGAGUGCACUGGCGGAGAUCUUCGACUUGGACGCCUCGGAUGACAAGCAGGGCUUCUUGCUGGACUUCCACCUGCACAACUACUCAUAUCCUUCCUGUACUAUGCACUGCAUUUUUCUGCUGUAUCUUUUGUAG
Phytophthora sojae is the source of this 216-nucleotide messenger RNA. RefSeq lists its product as hypothetical. The record is from RefSeq and is a predicted model, not a curated record. The annotation marks the transcript as partial. NCBI's taxonomy places the organism in Eukaryota, Oomycota, Peronosporomycetes, Peronosporales, Peronosporaceae. The transcript is spliced from 2 exons.